Messenger RNA from Myotis davidii, 704 nucleotides. RefSeq names its product carcinoembryonic antigen-related cell adhesion molecule 1. Gene Ontology annotation, biological process: signal transduction; regulation of immune system process. NCBI's taxonomy places the organism in Eukaryota, Metazoa, Chordata, Mammalia, Chiroptera, Vespertilionidae. The record is from RefSeq and is a predicted model, not a curated record. Bases 72 to 704 code for a protein of 210 amino acids. The transcript is spliced from 4 exons. Gene Ontology annotation, cellular component: plasma membrane; cell surface. Gene Ontology annotation, molecular function: protein tyrosine kinase binding.
UGUUCCAGAAAGUCACCCUGAAAGACACAGGAUACUAUACCCUACUAGCCACAGACAAAGAUUAUCAGAGCAUGCAAGUAACUGGACAACUCCAUGUAUACCCGGAGUUACCCAAACCCAGCAUCACAAGCAACAACUCCCUCCCCGAGGAGCACAAGGACCCUGUCGUGUUAACGUGUGAACCUCAGACUCAUGACACCACCUACCUGUGGUUGAUCAACAGUCAGAGUAUCAUGAACAGUGCCAGGCUACAGCUGUCCAAGGACAACAGGACUCUCACUUUACUCCCUGUCACAAGGAAUGACACAGGACCCUAUGAGUGUGAAACCCGGAACCCCGUGAGUGCCGGCCGCAGUGACCCAUUCACCCUGAAUGUUGUCUAUGGCCCGGACGCCCCAACCAUUUCCCCCUCAGACUCCCAUUACCUACGUGGGACAAACCUCAACCUCUCCUGCCACGCAGCCUCUAACCCUCCUGCACAGUAUUCUUGGCUUAUCAAUGGAAGUUCCCAGCAACCCACACAGGAGCUCUUUAUCCCCAACAUCACUGCACAUAACAGUGGAUCCUAUACCUGCCUUGCCUAUAACUCUGUCACUAUCCUCAGGAGGACCACGAUCAAGACUAUCACAGUCCAUGUCAUCAGCUACACAACAAUGUGCUACACGACCAUAUGUGACAUUCCUACGGAGCACAGUGAAUGGUAG